AUGAUGGAUGACGUAGUUUUGCGUGCGCGUCUGCCCCUGUUGCUGCUCGUCUUGGUGCACGCGCUUUCCACGCAGGACCAAAACUCGGGUCACGUGGACCCGUUAACGCUGAGCCGCUCGGACCCGCGCUGUUGGGAACGCGCUUCUGUACUGCUUCUGGAGAUGCGCGCGCCGCGAAUCGCGCACACGGUGCCUGACUUCUGGGACCUCAUGGUGUUUCUGAAGUCCUCGGACAACCGGAAGCACGGGGCUCUGUUCUGGGACCUGGCACAAGUCUUCUGGGAUCUCUAUGUGGACUGCAUCCGGUCCCGAAACCAUGGGCUCGGGAGGCGGCACGUCAUGCGCACCAAAAGGCGUCUCACGGUCGCGCGCUCUCUCGCCGCGGAUAAGUCUUUUGUGCAAGAAUCGCAGAACCAUUUUUCGAAGUUAAAGGAGUUUACUCGGACCUGGUUUCAAAUUCAGGUGCAGCAGGAUGGACCACGCAGCUUGUACAGUGAUGCUCAUCCAAAAACCCAGGCUUCAAAGAAAAUUUCACAUUUUUAA
Messenger RNA from Neoarius graeffei (lesser salmon catfish), 543 nucleotides. RefSeq names its product protein FAM237A-like. The record is from RefSeq and is a predicted model, not a curated record. NCBI's taxonomy places the organism in Eukaryota, Metazoa, Chordata, Actinopteri, Siluriformes, Ariidae. The transcript is spliced from 2 exons. The coding region runs from base 1 to 543 and encodes 180 amino acids.